This is a messenger RNA of Anas platyrhynchos (mallard), 3317 nucleotides long. The record is from RefSeq and is a predicted model, not a curated record. Lineage: Eukaryota; Metazoa; Chordata; Aves; Anseriformes; Anatidae.
CAAACUUCUUUCUGGUGAUUAGCUUCUCUCCCUGGCCUGUAGGUGGGUGUGUUUAACAGAAGGAAGGAGUAGGAAUGCGCCUGUCAGCCUGCCUUUGCAGCUAAUUAGCUCAGCAUACAGCAAAGAUAAGCAGUCCGGGGAGGUGGACCCUGCGGAGGGUCGUGGGGUUUGAGGCAAUGCCUGAUUGGGAGACGUGGGGAGAUUCCUCAGGAAUCCAGAGUUGGUACAGGACUUGCCUGACUCAGGCAUGAGGGCAGCUUGUGGCUGCUUUCUGGAAAAGCAGAGCAGAGAUGGACAGAACCUUGGAGUCUCUGCAACUUGUAAUUGCCCAAGUUCUGCCUCAUCGAGACCCUGCCCUGGUUUUUAAAGACUCAUUUUUAUGUCUUUGACAGUGAAUGUCGUAGCAAUAUUGCAGGAGUUCUGGGAAAGCAAACAGAAGCAGAAGGCCAUAUUCCCAAGUGAAGGCAUCAUUGUGUAUGAAUCACUGAGCUCCCUGGGCCCACCAUUUGUGAGCUAUGUUACCUUGCCGGGAGGAAGUUGCUUUGGUAACUUUCAGAGCUGCUUAAGCAGAGCAGAAGCAAGGCGAGAUGCUGCAAAAGUGGCUCUCAUCAACUCUCUCUUCAACGAACUUCCCUGUCGCAGGAUCACAAAGGAAUUCAUCAUAGAAAGUGUUCGGGAGGCUGUUUCCUCAACCAGUGGUAACCUAAAGGAUGCUGAUGACCCCAGCACUAGUAUUGGAGCCUAUCAUUACAUGCUAGAAUCAAACAUUGGAAAGACAAUGCUGGAAUUUCAGGAGUUGAUGAUUGUCUUUCAGCUUCUGCAUUGGAAUGGAAGCCUUAAAGCCCUACGUGAAACAAAGUGCUCCCGGCAGGAAGUAAUUUCCUACUACUCCCAGUAUUCCUUGGAUGAAAAGAUGAGAAGUCACAUGGCCCUGGACUGGAUUACGAAGGAACAAGAAUCUCCAGGAAUUAUUUCCCAAGAGCUGCAAGUGGCUCUUAGGGAACUGGAGGAAGUCAGGAAAGCUGGGCAAGAACUGAGGUUCUACAAAGAAAAGAAAGAAAUACUGAGCUUAGCACUGAGUCAGAUCUACAGUGAUCAGGUUACCACUUCUUCAUGGGACGAUCAAAUGAGCUUGGCCCUACAUGGCUAUCAGUAACCUUGAAGAAGGUGUUUGACUUCAAACUGUAACAUAUUUGUCUAGGUUGAAAAUAUCCCAUAUGUAAAUUGGUAACAUUCUUUCCCAUGGAUGUUUUAAUUUCUGUACCUAAAAGCACUGAUGUCCUUUUCAUUUCUACUUGGUGGAUAGAAAUAUUCUUCAGGUCAAACCAAAGCUACCAUGAAUAUUUUAUGUAGUACUGGUACUAAGAUAUAUGUAAACAUAAAUGGAGACAAACCACAGAAAACUUUUAUGGUACUCUGGAUAUUGACCUUGAUAUGGUACUCUGGAUUUGGAGUUCUGCAAAAAGGCUCUACAUUUUCCUUGCUGAAGAUGUAAAAAUUGUUGUCAGAAACCUACAGACUGUUAGCAAUAAAAGACAAAAAGGGCAGUUUAGGCACUGGUACGUUUUUACUCUCAGACUCCUUCACAGCAUCUGUGUAUCCUCUUGGCAGUUCAUUUAUUCUGUUUAUUCAAGGGUAGCAAGAAUCUUCCAAGCCAAAUAAUAAUAAUAAUAAUAAUAAAAGUUGCACACAACUAUUACUCUGGAUUCCAUGUGCUUCAAAACUCUGUUGCAGCCAUCAAGAUAUUACAAAGCAGUAAGGACAUAAAGAUGAGCAAAAAUUAGCAGACUGACCAGAUUCUGUCUGGUAUGGAUGCUAUGUGAUAACAGUCUGCCAGUCAGACUUUUUCUUUAUGUGCCUUUUCAAACUUACUUGCACUGCAACAAAUGCCUACUGAGAUUCAAGAUCUUUCCUUUCCCCAUACUGACUGCCAACAUAAUUCCUCUGCCAGAAGGUACUGUUCCUGGAGCAAAGUCAGCAGCAUAUACCUGUAUCAGGCAUGGGCUCAUAAUAACCAGCAUGUUAUCUUAGCAGAUGAUGAAGGCAGAAAGGUGCUAAGGCACUGGACAACUAAUCUGAGCACAUUUCUUUCUAGUUCUGCUUCUCAGAAGCUUCUGACAGAAGAAUGGACACCUGGCAAAGCUGUAGUUUAAAUCAACUCAGUAGUAGCAGAAGUAAUUUGUAAUUUAGUAAUUUUAAACACCGUCUAUUUCCACAUAAAAGAGAUAAAUAGUUCACCUGGAAGAGAAACAGGUUGGGGAAAAAUCAUUUUUUUCCCUGUUGGAAGUGGGCACACAAUUAAGUCAUGUCUCAUAAAAAAUAAAUAAAUAAAUAAAUAAAUAAAUAAAAGGGAAACAGAUCAGCAGUAAUAAUCCUGCUGCAAACCUGUUCACACCACUGCUGGGGAAGUGGUCAGCAGUAACAAUUCUGAUGCAGAACUAUGCAUACCACUGAUAGUGAGAGGAUGUGGGAUGGCUAUACAGUAUAGAUGCCCAGCACAGGGGGAGCCAAGCUGUCUUUAGAGCCUACCUACAGAAAUCACAGCUUGAAAAGGAACAGGAGUAGUGCAGAAUUUGAGAAAAUUGUGAUGGAAUUUUAUUUCUGAAGGAAGAAAAACAGACAUUGCUGUGUUCCUUUCUGCCUCCCUCUUCUUGUCUAUAGUACAUUAAUUUUCCAGAGGAAAGAAAAGAAAGCAGUCUCCCUCCACAGCAAUCUGAGAUCUCUGCCUAAGCUGAUAGUGGCACGGACUUUAAGAGUCUUGGAUUCUUCCUUUAUGCCCACUGAGGAGGGAAGAAUCUUAAUUUAUUGGCAGGAACCAACAAGUCCCAAGAGCAGAAAAUAAUUUUGAAGCAAUAUUGUUAUGUAAAAUGAAAAAUAGAUGGGGAAAAGAAAAAAAAAAAAAAAGUUGGCUAUUGAGCAAUAUACUAGUUAAUAAGAAACUUCAAUUUUUGUUUCUUUUGAAUGACACAUCAAAAGAGUGUACACAGCUGGCUGACUAUUACUCAAAAACCAUGUUUUAUUAACUGGAUGAGUAACUUUUUCUGACUUUUAAUACUUUGACAGGACCAUUUUAAACAUACUCUUCUUUCAGGACAUUCCAAAUAUACAACAAUAAAGUGAAAACAAUUUUCAUAUUGCAUCAACAGAUUAUGCAUACCACCUUGUGCAUUUAGGUUGAGUAAUUUAUGUAAUGGUUUGUCUCCCAUCAAUGCAGUAACUAAAUUAUUUCAAAAAGCAGAUUAUACACAAAGUACUGGGGAAAAAUGGAUUUUUGUUUGUUGAUCAGAUGAAGCAAUAAAUAAUUACACUACAAUGGA